GUCCUUUCGCUACGAGGAGAGCGACCUGGAGCGGGGAUACACGGUGUUUAAGAUAGAAGUGCUAAUGAAUGGAAGAAAACAUUUUGUUGAAAAAAGAUACAGCGAAUUUCAUGCCUUGCACAAAAAGCUGAAGAAAUGUAUAAAAACUCCAGAAAUCCCUUCUAAACAUGUUAGGAACUGGGUCCCAAAAGUCUUGGAACAACGGCGACAAGGUUUGGAAACAUAUUUACAGAUUUUCUACAGUGUGCUGGAGUAUACAUGUUGUAAAAAAUAGGAGACGCUAUGUUUAUUGGAUAGCACGCGUUCCAGUGAUCAGAGAGGCUGUCAUUUUGGAAAAUGAAGAACUUCCCAAACUGUUCCUUGAUUUCCUAAAUGUGCGACACUUGCCCUCUCUACCGAAGGCAGAGAGUUGUGGAUCUUUUGAUGAACCAGAAUCUGAAGAAUCAAGCAAACUGUCCCACCAGCCGGUUCUGCUGUUCCUCAGGGACCCAUACGUCUUGCCUGCAGCCAGCGAUUUUCCAAAUGUGGUUAUCGAAGGCGUCCUCCAUGGGAUAUUUUACCCUCAUCUCCAGCCCAGGUAGAGAUCCUACGUGGCCAGAGGAAGCUGAAGCAGGUUUCACGGAAUCGAUACCUACCAAAUUAACCUAAACUCCAUGACAUAACAGCUCUAGCUAGUGGUAAAAUUCACAGUCCCAGCUUAAUUCAGGGCAGGGACAUUUCCAUUAGAAUGGUGCUUUUAAAAAUAGAAACUGAACCAGGGCGGUGCUGAGGUUAAGGCCGAGGUUUGAGAAGUAGAAGGUAGCUGCCAAUUUUGCAACUGGUGAAAAGGAGGCUGUAGGAGAUCCCUGGGAGCAGCGGGCGUGACAAAACAGAAGUUACCCUCUGCCUCCUUUGCACCAUCUGCUAAUUGGACGUUAUUCUUAUCCUGAAUCACACUGAGACUGAUCUACUUUGGUAGCUUGGUUUUUUGUUUUGUUUUGUUUUGUUUUUUGUUCAGAUUUUAUGAGACACUAAUCUUUGCAUCAUGAGAUUUCUCUCGGUCAAUGAUAGAUUCGUUCUCAAGUGCCGGCAUUAUGAGAGCAUCACAGAAACACACUGUGCUGAAUGUGAGGACGGAACUAAACUGGAAAUUAAACUAUGCUGACAAUGCUAGGGCAUUUUUAAAAAUCUGGUCAUUUCUCUUCACACUGCAGUGGAGUUGCGUCAUACCUAGGGAUGAGCUUCUAGUGUCAGAACAUAAGAUAAAAGGCAGUAAGGAGAUUCUUCUUGACAGCCCUUUCAGAAGGUGCCAUACUGGAAAUGUGUGCAUCCAACACAAUCACUUUCCCUCCAGUGUUGGAAGAAAGGACUGUUUCUUCCAUUGAAGACCACUUGACGUUGUUGCUGUUUGUUUAUGGCAAUUUUGUAUAAAACCAUAUACCUUUCAACACUAGAAUCACACUUCGUCCUGCAAGAUGCUUGCCUUCUGAGACACAGAUGUGAACUGACUGUGCCUGAGGAGCCACUACAGUGGUAGCACCUGGAUUCCUCAAGGUCCUCUGACCCUUAUCAGGGUUUACUCAUUCAUUAAAUUGGUGGAAUUUUCAUGGGAUUUAUUGUUACUUUCUUUACUGUUUCCUUUUUUGCUGACCUCCUAGGUGGAAUUAAUGUAAGUUCAAUGAAUGAUCUCUAACUCCAUUGUACAUCUCACAGACAUUCAUAUUUUGAGUAGUAAAGGACAAAAGCAUAUAUGCAAACUUCAUGUAUGUGCUGUAUUUGGGCAUUUCAUUGAAGACUAAUUAAUAGGUAGCCUAUUUAUGGUUAUUAAUUUUACUAAGCUUUUGUGUGGGAUAAAAAUGUUUGGAUUCAAAACAGAUAACUAAAUCAUGGUUUUUGGUUAGGUUUAAAGCCUGCUGCAGACUUUGAGAGAUACAUUUAUGAUAGAUGUGUUACUUCGAGCUGAAAACGGGUGAGGACUAUGUAAUCAAAUGUCAUGAACCAAAAAUAACUGAAUAUUCACGUGGUAGAGAUAUUUUUUAAAUGUUUUGUUGUUAGCUAUUUUUGAGUUAAAUAAAAACAAAGGACAAGACA
Messenger RNA from Canis lupus familiaris (dog), 2070 nucleotides. It is a transcript of the gene SNX24, whose product is annotated as sorting nexin 24. Bases 168 to 581 code for a protein of 137 amino acids. The transcript is spliced from 8 exons. Gene Ontology annotation, molecular function: phosphatidylinositol phosphate binding. The record is from RefSeq and is a predicted model, not a curated record. Lineage: Eukaryota; Metazoa; Chordata; Mammalia; Carnivora; Canidae.